This is a messenger RNA of Plasmodium vivax (malaria parasite P. vivax), 579 nucleotides long. RefSeq names its product U2 small nuclear ribonucleoprotein B'', putative. Lineage: Eukaryota; Apicomplexa; Aconoidasida; Haemosporida; Plasmodiidae. Gene Ontology annotation, biological process: mRNA splicing, via spliceosome. Gene Ontology annotation, molecular function: U1 snRNA binding. The transcript has a single exon. The coding region runs from base 1 to 579 and encodes 192 amino acids. Gene Ontology annotation, cellular component: U1 snRNP. The record is from RefSeq and is a predicted model, not a curated record.
AUGGACCCCUUCGACAUCCCGCCCAACCAGACGCUGUACGUGAAUAACCUGGAGGAGAAAGUAAACGUCCAGGACCUGAGGGACCUGCUGUUCGAGUUCUUCUGCCCCUAUGGAAACGUGCUGGACGUCGUUAUAAAGAAGGCCAACCAGAGCAGGGGCCAGGCCUUCGUCGUCUUCAACACCGUGGCGUCGUCUACCCUGGCCUACAAACACCUCAAGGGGAAGCUCUUCCUCAACAAGCACAUAAACAUUAACUAUGCAAAGACCAAAUCUAGAAUUAUAGAAAAAUUGGAGGGCACGUACAAGUCAAUCACCAAUUAUAAAUCGGCAGCGGGAUUAGGAAGCAGGGCCAACGUCUUCACCCUCUUCGUUCAGAACCUACCGAACGAAAUAAAUAAGAGCGCUCUGGAGAUCCUGUUUAGCCAGUACCCUGGGUUCUGCGAGGUGAGACACAUCCCCGGCAGGAACGUGGCCUUCGUGGACUUCAGCUCCUACCAGAAUGGCGAGGUCGCGAUGAGCGGCCUGCAGAGCUUCAAGGUCACUCCCCAGCACCCGAUGAAGAUUUCGUGGUCCGGCUGA